ACCCAGAGGCGGGAUUGAGGCAAAUGGCGGCGUCCACAAAACGGGCCACCCGGGGCGUUGAGGAGACCGCGGCAGGGGAGGAACGGCGAGUUCUGGAACCCGGGGCCGCCCCGUUCGGAAAUUUCCCUCAUUACUCCCGCUUCCACCCUCCAGAGCUGAGACUCCGCCUCCUGCCCCCGGAGCUGCUUCGACGGCUCUUCCCUUCCGCCGGUCCCGACACGAGACCGAUCCUGGGGCUCGACGUGGGGUGUAACUCCGGGGAGCUGAGCGUGGCUCUAUACAAACACUUCCUUUCCUUAUGUGAUGGGGAGACCUGUUCAGAUGCUGCAAGAGAACUUCGCCUCCUCUGCUGUGACAUAGAUCCAGUCCUGGUGGAGCGAGCUGAAAAAGAAUCUCCUUUUCCUGGUGGCUUGACCUUUAUCACCCUGGACUUUAUGAAUCAGAGGACCCGGAAGAUUCUCUUGAGUUCGUUCUUAAGCCAGUUUGGGUGUUCAGUUUUCGACAUUGGCUUCUGCAUGUCAAUAACCAUGUGGAUUCAUCUGAACCAUGGGGAUCAGGGCCUGUGGGAAUUCCUGGCCCACCUUUCUUCCCUCUGCCACUACCUCCUUGUGGAGCCACAGCCCUGGAAGUGUUACCGGGCAGCUGCAAGGCGUCUCCGCAAGCUGGGCCACAAUGAUUUUGACCACUUCCGCUCCCUUGCCAUCCGAGGUGAUAUGGCCAAUCAGAUUGUGCAGAUCUUGACCCAGGACCAUGGCAUGGAGUUAGUGUGCUGCUUUGGCAACACCAGCUGGGACCGAAGCCUUCUGCUCUUCAGGGCAAAACAGACAGAGACUCAUCCAAUCCCUGAAUUGAUAGAAGAGGAGAAAGAAAAGAACAGAUUAAGAUUCUUGAGGCAGUGAGAUGGGAGGAGAAGAAAACCAAGAAAAGAGAUAGUGAAAGGGUCUUACACUGAGAAUUAAGAUUCCUGGGUUCACUCUCCUUAACUCCUUAACAGUUUGGUAGCCUCAAAAUCGGGCAGAAACUUGUGGCAAAAUGUCCAAGGCAUGUCGUGUCCUUUUGUACCUCUGGAACUAAGCACAAGCUGUUCCUUUGCUCCCCUUCUCUCUCCCUUAACUCCUCUACUUUGCAAUCUAGGUGAACUAUUUGUCCUAAAAGACUGCUCAAAUGUUACAUUUUCUUAGAAAUCUUCCCUGGCCCCUAUAGUACUUUGCAUUGUUCACUGCAUUUUAGCGGGGACUUUGCAUAUUAUACUAUUUACCUCAUCACAUCAUAACUGUUUACAUCCCUCUUUACCAUGGCCACAAGAUUGAUCUCCUCAAGCCCAACUUAUCUCUGUACACAUAGGCCUAACACAAUGCCUAAUACAUGGCAAGAAGCCGAAAAUUAUUUGUUGAGUGACUAUACAAAUGAACAAAAGAGAAAUCCACCUGAAUUCAAUUAUUGAAAAGAAAAGGGAGACUAUGAUUGGGCAAAGACUACCCAGGAAACCAUGAGAAUUAAAGGAACUUAGAAAGUUGAGAGUGAAAUAAGCUUGGCCUUUGUUCUUGAAGUUUGAGGUAUGUUUUCUCAAACAUGUCUUGAAGACAAAUUGUCCAUAACAAGGCCUUGACUAUUGGUGAUCUGGAAGAGGACAACAGAUAAGGCUGGAUAAAAAAUUCGGAAGUCAUUCACAUAGAGUGAGUAAGAUUUAGUAAAUUCCAAAAAUAAGUGUAUAUGGUAGGAGAGGGCCAGGGGCCAGGUCCUAGGUCUGAGGACUGCUCAUAGUUAUUGAGUGAGGGGGGAAGGAGCAACCAAAAACAGUCUGGUUAGAAACAGAAAAAAAGAAAACAAACAGAAAAAGAUAAUAAUAUAGCACCAUGUGCCAGACAGUGUAACUUCAUUUAUCCUUGAAACAACCCUAUGAGGUAGGUUCUGUUAUCUCCAUUUUGCAGAUAUGGAAACUGAAGCAUAGAGAAGUAAAGAGACUUUCCCAAGGUUACACACCUGGUGAGUGGCAGAGCUGGGCUUUGAACCCAGGCAGUGUGGUUAUAGAGUCUGGGCCUGAGCUGCCGUGAGAUGUCCCAGAAAUCGAGGUUGGGAAGAGAAUUCAGAGACCCAUGAGUUGAGGCAAUAAAAGCAUGAGCUUUGGAGUUACUGUGCUUCCUCACUGUAUGUGUUCAGACCUGGGAACAAGAGACUGAGCCAGGCCACACUUAGCUAUUCCUGAUAUUCUUAGAAUUCCCCUCACAGGAGUCAGACCUAAUCCUAGGUUGAGUCCUAAGUAGUGUACCUGCUGCUGCCUACCAAUUAAACAGGCUUGGCCCUCAUGCUACUGUCAAAUUUAGGAGUUGGCAGCCACAAAUGCAGACAUAGACACUCUUAAGUCUUGCUCCGUCCCAGCAACCCUCUCACUUUACCCUUGACUUGCCAGCAACUCUAACCUCCUGAAUUCCUUAACUUUCCGGUCUGCCCUUAGCUUUGAUUCCUGAGUAGGACCUCCUGAAAGUGGGGGUCAAUCUAUUUCAUCUCAGGACACAGGGAUUCCAAGACCAACUCAAGGGUGGACUAAGAUCCUGAGAUCAAUUGAAUUGGAUCCUUCUCAACCCCCUGGGAUUGACUUUGGCCUGGGGUUGGUACAGUGGAAAAAUACCGUUUGGAAAAAAGAUCUGCUAGUAACUCCUUGUAUGGUCGCCUUGUUCAAGUCAUUUAACCUCUCUGAGCCUUGGUUUACUUAUCUGUACAACCGAAAUAACAAAAUCUUCCUUUUCCUAUGCCUAAAUGGGCCAAAGGAUAUGAAGGUAUUUUGCAGAAUUUAGUAUUAAACAAAAAGAUGCUGUCACACCCUGCAAACAUGCCAGAGAUCAUGCUCAGGCUGCCCUAGACCGCAGCUAUGCUUGGUAGAUCAAAAAGACUUACGAGAAAAACAUCUCAUUUCUGUAGAAAGCAUGCAUUUUACUAUUUCUAAUAGUUUGUUUUUUAGGAUGGGGAAGUUAAAAGGAGUUCAGUUUCAGCUCUAUAGAGCAUUUUAAAGGAAUCAGUGUUGGGAGGGAGCAAUUGUUGCUAACAGAGAUGAGGCCAGUUUAUGAUGGUCUCAGAGUGAUCACAGUGGUUACAGAGAUGAAUUUACCCAUUUCUCUGCAGAUCUUAAUUUAAGAACACUUUGAAACCUCUUUACCCUACUGUGGGCUCUCCCACCAUCCUUCACCAAGACAGUGCAAAGGUGUAUAUAUGGGUCCAUGGUGAGCUGAAGAAUGGCCCCCCAAAUGUCCAUGUCCUCAUUCCCAAAACCUGUGAAUGUUACCUUAGAUGGCAAAAGGGUCUUUGUGGAUGUGAACAAAUUAAUGAUCUUGAGAUCAGGAGAUUAACCUGGAUUAUCCCAUGGGGCCCCAACUGUUAUCAUAAGUGGUAGGAGGCAGAGAGGGAGAUUUGACCACAAUAGAUGUGACAACACAAGAGGUUGGAGUGAGGAAGGGCCAUGAGCCAAGGAAUGCAGGCAGCUUCUAGAAGUUGGAAAAUGUAAGGAAAAUAGAUUCUUUCCUGAAGCCUCCCAUGGAACACAGCUCUGCCAACACUGAUUUUAGAUUUCUGAUCUAAACUAUAAAAGAAUAAAUUUGCAUUGUUUUAAGCUAC
Molecule: messenger RNA, 3609 nt
Organism: Choloepus didactylus (southern two-toed sloth)
Lineage: Eukaryota; Metazoa; Chordata; Mammalia; Pilosa; Megalonychidae
Gene: BCDIN3D
Product: BCDIN3 domain containing RNA methyltransferase
Biological process (GO): miRNA metabolic process; negative regulation of pre-miRNA processing
Cellular component (GO): cytoplasm
Molecular function (GO): RNA methyltransferase activity; O-methyltransferase activity
Source: RefSeq, a predicted model, not a curated record